AUGGGGGAAAGAGUUGAUGCUAAUUCAGAUGUGUCAUUGUCUCUGAAUCUAGGAAGUGGAGGAGGAGGAGGAUCUUCAUUCAAAUCCCUCAAGGGCCAUGAGGAACAAAGGGAAUAUCCAUGUAAGUUUUGCAGCAAGAAGUUUUCAACAUGUCAAGCCUUAGGAGGACACCAAAACGCCCAUAGGUGUGAAAGGGCGCUUUCAAAAAUGAACAAAGAAAUUCAAAUGGGAACUUUUGGACUUGAUCCUCGCCUAUGUCCAUACUCAAAUCCUCAUUAUCAUCAUCAACAUCCCUUCACUACUGCAAGAUCCACAUCUUUUUACCAUGGAAUUGGAUCGCCUCAUCUUGUUGCACCUGCAGGCUAUGGUAACCCAUUUGGGAUGAUCAACAAUUCUAUUUGGGCUACUCAAACUCUGCUGAAUAAUUAUAACAAUAAUAUGGGAUUUGGAAAUUAUGAACGUAAUAAUCAGUUGCAGGUUCCUUCGUCUAGUGCUCCUCGUAGUAAUCAUUUUCUGUUGGGAAAUAACAAUCACAAUGUCCCAAAUAACCCCCAGAUUUCAUCAUCAUUCCCUGCUCCCAAAUAA
Trifolium pratense (red clover) is the source of this 585-nucleotide messenger RNA. RefSeq names its product zinc finger protein 7-like. Bases 1 to 585 code for a protein of 194 amino acids. The transcript has a single exon. Lineage: Eukaryota; Viridiplantae; Streptophyta; Magnoliopsida; Fabales; Fabaceae. The record is from RefSeq and is a predicted model, not a curated record. Gene Ontology annotation, biological process: negative regulation of abscisic acid-activated signaling pathway.